Malassezia restricta is the source of this 501-nucleotide messenger RNA. RefSeq names its product acetyltransferase (GNAT) family. Gene Ontology annotation, molecular function: N-acetyltransferase activity. The transcript has 5 exons. The coding region runs from base 1 to 501 and encodes 166 amino acids. Lineage: Eukaryota; Fungi; Basidiomycota; Malasseziomycetes; Malasseziales; Malasseziaceae. The record is from RefSeq and is a predicted model, not a curated record. Gene Ontology annotation, biological process: protein acetylation.
AUGGCCGUGCCGCACAUCCGUAACGCUACGCGCGAAGAUGUCCCUACGAUCCUUGAAUUUAUUAAGCAGCUGGCGAUCUAUGAAAAAGCAUUGGAUCAGGUCCAAGCCACUGAGGAAUCUCUAACAAAUACUUUAUUCGAAAAUCCGUAUGCGUACGUGGUCAUCGCCGAGGUUGAAAAAGAUGAUCAUUGUAAGAAACCUAUAGGUUUUUCGCUGUACUAUUACGCUUACUCGACAUGGACAUCUCGUCCGACACUGUAUCUGGAAGAUUUAUAUGUCAUGCCAGAGUACAGGAACAAGGGAGUUGGAAAACAUCUAUUCAAGCGUCUAGGUGAAAUUGCGAAAGAAAAGGAAUGCUUGCGUGUCGAAUGGAGCGUCUUGACUUGGAAUAGUCCGUCUAUCGGUUUCUAUAAAAACACACUUGGCGCCAUCAUGAUGGACGAGUGGCGCACAAUGCGCCUGGACCGUGCAGGCAUCGAGCGCUUGGCCUGCCUCGUGUAG